This is a messenger RNA of Ambispora leptoticha, 2085 nucleotides long. The record is from the annotation of a GenBank genome assembly. Lineage: Eukaryota; Fungi; Glomeromycota; Glomeromycetes; Archaeosporales; Ambisporaceae.
AUGAAGACAUUCGUAAAAACACCGCGGGGCAUUCCCCACGAUGAAUUAUUUGAUAUCUCAUUAAGAAAAGCGCUCCCGCCUAAUUUCCACUUUAAACGAUUUUCGAAUACAAAUCUGCGAGUAAUAUCUUCAAAUGAGGGAAAAAAUGUAUAUUUCCUUGGCUUAGACUUGGGCUUGAACGCUUCGAGUGUAAGAACCCUUGUGCAAGACAAGUAUCUUACGUGGUUACUGCUAAAUGAAAAAGAAGAAACAAAAGUUUAUAAUAUGCCCUUGAACAUGAAAUUUUUCAUCGGUUAUGGGCGAGAAUUAAUCGGUCACAGAAAAUUGAUAACUAAGGAAUUAUAUGACCUUAUUGAAAAAGAAAAAAAGCUCGUCCUUAAGCCUACUAAUGGUGACGGAGGAUUUAAAGUUUUUAAAGUGGAAAAUAAAAUGCAAAUUGAUCAUGCAUUGAAAAGCCUAGGAUUUGAAACUUCAUUUAUUGCCACUAAUUUUAUAGAGAUUCGAGAGGAAUAUCGCGUUCUUGCUUAUCGUCCAGAAGAUAAAUUAGAAGUGCUAAUGUGCCUAAAAAAGGUACCCAUGAUAAUUAAAGGUGAUGGUAAAAAAACUAUCAAAGAAUUAGUACAUUAUAAAUUCUCACAAGCUCGUGAAGGAAUAGCUUAUGAAGAAAUAUGGAAGGACGUGGAAGAAAUGUUGGUUGCUCGGAAAUUGUGUUUUGGUGACGUUCUUCCCGGGGGUGCGGAAAUCAAUAUCACCUGGAAACAUAAUCAACGUUGGGGUUCAGAAAUUACGGUAAUUGAAAGAAAUAAUAUCCCCGAUAAGAUUCUCGAUAUUGCCAGAAAUGCAUUUCAAGUAUUGAACAUGAAUUUUGGCUGUGUUGAUGUGGCUAAAUGCGAAAAACUUGAAAAGGACACGAUGGAUUAUGUAAUUCUUGAAGCGAAUACAGCAGCACUUGGCGAAUUAUUGAGUUACUGUAGUCAAGAGGAGCUAAUUCAACUUUUCAAGAAACUCAUAAAUCAUCUUAUCAAAAACCGCGUUAUUACAGAAGCAAUUUUGGAUACGGUUAAAAACGCACCAACAGAAGAUAAAAGAGAAACGAAACAAAUAAUUACGACUUAUGAGGAAAAAGCCAGUUUAAAAAAACAAUGCAUCAAUGAGGCAUGCAAAUCUUUGGAAAUUUCCGCGAAAUUUUAUAGUUAUGAUUAUUUGUCCGUUAUCGACAAUAAAAUCUUUAUGAUAAACUUUGAUCUUGGAAUCGAAAACACAACUGCUGUCGAUAUAUGCAAGAAUAAAGAUAUCACAUCACAAGUCUUGAAAUUUGCAAAUGUUCCAUCUAUAGAACACAAAUUAUUUAAAAUAUCGGAAGGUUUUAGUGAUCUGGGCGAGUUCAUCCAACAAGCUAAAGAAUGGAAUAUGGAUGUCGUCGUUAAAAAAAGAGAAGGCAGUGGUGGAAAAGGAGUGUUUCAUGUACAAGAUGAAAUCGAGCUAGAAAAACUUUUAAUAAACGAAAUGGAGGAAGGAAUUGUGAUGUCUCCUUAUAUUGAUAUUAAAAAUGAAUAUCGCGUGCUCAUAUUAAAUGGAGAGCAAUUAUGUAUUUACAAGAAGAAUAAACUUUACCUAGUAGGCGAUGGAAAAUCCUCGCUCUUGGAAUUAAUAAUUAUGAAAAUCAAAGACAAGGAAUUGCGUAAUAAGAUCAUUUUUGACUUUUUGAACAAAAAGAAGGCAAGUCUCGAUUACGUGGUUAAGGAAAACGAGAAAUACUUUCUUACCUGGAAACAUAACCUCGACCAAGGAUCGACUCCAGAGAUUUCCGAAGACUCGAAACUCAACAUACAAUUGUUAGAUUUAGCAUCGAGAAGCAUUAGAGCCAUCGGUAUGUCUUAUGCUGCUGUUGAUAUAAUUGAAACAAGCAACGACGGCAAACUAUAUGUUUUGGAAGUUAAUGGCACGCCAACAUUUUAUCAUUAUAUCGGUUUUUACGGGAAAGAAAAUUUUUCGCGUAUUUUGCAAAAAUUGAUUAAGGUACAAUUGCAAAGAUUGCAAACGAAUACUCGGCUUCUUAAAAGUGAACCUAUUUACACAAUUUAA